Anthostomella pinea is the source of this 465-nucleotide messenger RNA. The record is from the annotation of a GenBank genome assembly. NCBI's taxonomy places the organism in Eukaryota, Fungi, Ascomycota, Sordariomycetes, Xylariales, Xylariaceae.
AUGGCGGGCUUCGCCGAGCGGAUCUGGGAGUCCAUCUUCACCCCUGGCCCAACCCCGAGUCUCCUGAUUGCGACCAACGUCACCUUCGCCAGUCUGCAGAUCGUCCUCUUCGUCCUCCUUCUCGCGACAUACAGCGUCCACUUUGUUGUGUUGUCAUUCCUGUCGGCAGGGCUCUGGUGGGCCAUCAACUGGUUCGCGGCCGAGUUGAAAGCUGCCCAGGACAACGAGGCAAGGGAUAAGGCCCGCGCCGAGCAACGAGCGUCCCGACAGGUGACGGAAGACAGUGAGACCGAGGUCGAGACGAUCAUCGCGAAAGGGAAGCCAACAACUGGGAGCAGGGAGGUCGAAGUCAUGGAGCAAACUGGAGACUUGAAGCUGCGGGCCGAGUCCUCGUCGGGAACCAAAUCCAGUGUCAGCACCGAAGACGAGUGGGAGAAAGUGUCGGAGAGUGAGAAGGAGAAAUAG